CACCUGUGUUCUGCCCUGUCAAACCAGUUAAAGGCGGCUGGAGGGCGCGGGAGGCCUUCCUCCCCCCCUGCGACCGUGUCAGCAGCUCGCCUUCACCGCUGCGGAUGUCUCCGCUUUGACAGGCCCAUGUCUGGCAGCCCCCACACGCUUCUGCUCUUCUUCGCCUUCAGCGGACGCACGGCCUCACUCGGCCCAGAAAGGCCAGACUCGGAGUCCCCUCCCCGCCCCCCCUUCACCCCGGCCUCCGGUUUUCCCGUGGGUCUCGUCGAGCGUGCUGUUCCAGCCUGUUAAUGUCGUUCAUGCGGGUCACAGCAAAGAUGGAGUGUGCGUGGAAGCCAGACGAGCAAGGACUCCAGCAGAUUUUACAGCUGCUCAAAGAGUCCCAGUCGCCGGAUACAUCCACGCAAAGAUCCGUCCAGCAAAGACUGGAGCAGCUGAAUCAGUUUCCCGACUUUAACAACUACUUGAUAUUUGUUCUGACCAAGCUCAAAUCAGAAGACGAGCCCACUCGCUCCCUGAGCGGCCUAAUACUGAAGAACAACGUGAAGGCUCACUAUCAGAAUUUCCCUCACGGCGUCUCAGAUUUCAUUAAGAGCGAGUGCCUCCAAAACAUCGGAGACUCCUCGCCGCUCAUCCGUGCCACCGUGGGUAUUCUGAUCACCACAAUUGCAUCCAAGGGAGAGCUGCAAAACUGGCCGGAGCUUUUGCCCAAACUGUGCCAGCUGCUGGAUUCAGAAGACUACAACACGUGUGAGGGGGCCUUCGGAGCCCUGCAGAAGAUCUGCGAGGACUCUGCCAAGAUCCUGGACAGCGACACGCUGGAUCGUCCCCUCAACAUCAUGAUCCCCAAGUUCUUGCAAUUCUUCAAGCACAGCAGCCCCAAGAUCAGGUCUCAUGCCAUCGCCUGCGUGAACCAGUUCAUCGUCAGCAGGACUCAGGCCCUCAUGCUACACAUCGACGCUUUCAUCGAGAACCUGUUUGCGCUGGCCACUGACGAGGAGCCCGAGGUGCGCAAGAACGUGUGCCGAGCGCUCGUCAUGCUGCUGGAGGUGCGCCUGGACCGACUGCUGCCGCACAUGCACAACAUCGUCGAGUAUAUGCUCCAGAGGACCCAGGACCAGGACGAAAACGUGGCGUUGGAGGCCUGCGAGUUCUGGCUGACGUUGGCCGAGCAGCCGGUGUGCAAAGAGGUGCUGUGCGGACACCUCUCCAAGCUCACUCCGGUGCUCGUCAACGGGAUGAAGUACUCCGAGAUCGACAUCAUCAUGCUCAAGGGCGACAUCGAGGAGGACGAGGCCAUCCCCGACAACGAGCAGGACAUCCGCCCUCGCUUCCACCGUUCCCGCACGGUCGCCCAGCAGCACGAGGGCGACGGCAUCGAGGACCGGGACGACGACGACGACCUGGACGACGAUGACGACGCCAUAUCUGAUUGGAACCUGCGUAAAUGUUCAGCGGCGGCGCUGGACGUCCUGGCCAAUGUGUUCCGGGACGACCUGUUGCUGCACAUUCUGCCGCUUCUCAAAGAACUGCUCUUUCAUCCCGAGUGGGUCGUCAAGGAGUCGGGCAUCCUCGUGCUGGGAGCCAUAGCUGAAGGCUGCAUGCAGGGAAUGAUCCCGUACCUCCCCGAGCUGAUUCCCCACCUGGUCCUGUGUCUGUCGGACAAGAAGGCACUGGUGCGCUCCAUCACCUGCUGGACGCUGAGCCGCUACGCCCACUGGGUGGUCGGCCAGCCCCCCGACGUCUACCUGAAGCCCCUCAUGACCGAGCUUCUCAAGCGCAUUCUGGACAGCAACAAGCGUGUGCAGGAAGCCGCUUGCAGCGCCUUCGCCACCUUGGAGGAGGAGGCGUGCACAGAACUGGUGCCCUACCUGGCGUUCAUCCUGGACACGCUGGUGUUCGCGUUCAACAAGUACCAGCACAAGAACCUUCUCAUCCUUUACGACGCCAUCGGAACCCUCGCUGACUCGGUGGGACACCAUCUGAACAAACCGGAGUACAUCCAGAUGUUGAUGCCUCCUCUGAUCCAGAAAUGGAACCAGCUCAAGGAUGAAGACAAAGACCUCUUCCCCUUGUUAGAAUGUCUGUCCUCUGUGGCUACGGCCCUGCAGAGCGGCUUCCUGCCCUACUGCGAGCCGGUCUACCAGAGAUGCGUCAACCUGGUCCAGAAGACCCUCGCUCAGGCCAUGCUGUACCAGUCGCAGCCAGAGCAGUACGAAGCGCCAGACAAAGACUUCAUGAUUGUGGCUUUGGAUCUCCUCAGCGGCCUGGCCGAGGGUUUGGGAGGCACCAUUGAGCAACUGGUUGCCCGCAGCAACAUCCUCACCCUCAUGUACCAGUGCAUGCAGGACAAAAUGCCUGAAGUGCGUCAGAGUUCCUUCGCUCUGCUGGGGGAUCUGACCAAGGCGUGUUUCCAGCAUGUCAAACCGUGCAUUGCUGACUUUAUGCCCAUACUGGGUACUAAUUUAAACCCUGAGUUUAUAUCCGUGUGCAACAAUGCAACAUGGGCAAUAGGAGAGAUAGCCAUACAAAUGGGGCCUGAAAUGCAGCCGUAUGUUGCCGUGGUGCUGCACCAGCUGGUGGAGAUCAUUAACAGGCCCAAUACGCCAAAGACGCUUCUGGAAAACACAGCAAUAACAAUUGGUCGUCUUGGUUACGUUUGUCCUCAAGAGGUGGCACCCAUGCUACAGCAGUUUAUAAGACCCUGGUGCACCUCCCUGCGCAAUAUAAGAGACAACGAGGAGAAAGACUCUGCUUUCCGAGGAAUUUGCACCAUGAUCAGCGUCAACCCGGGAGCCGUCGUACAGGAUUUCAUCUUCUUCUGCGACGCGGUGGCGUCCUGGGUCAACCCCAAGGAAGAUCUGCGAGACAUGUUCUAUAAGAUCCUUCACGGCUUUAAGAACCAGGUGGGCGAGGAGAACUGGAGGCGCUUUUCCGACCAGUUCCCCAUGCCGCUAAAAGAGCGCCUGGCAACCUUCUACGGGGUUUAAAAGGGGCGGGGGGGUCAGUCUGCUAGCUCGUCCCUACUCCAGAAUAUUCUUCUGAAAUAACACGAUCCAUAUUUGCUCAUGAGUGCGGACUUUUGUCUGUUUCCACGCAGGUCUUUGAUGUCAGGAGACAGCAUAGGGAACCUCUUUUACCCAGGGAACACCACGUCCUUUAGCAGGGGGGAGGAUCUGCCUGACGAGGGGAGGGGGAGGGUGCGCCGGGCCCCUUUCCCCCUCACCUGGAGGAACGGGGUGGGAGGGUGGCGGCACUCCCGGUGGGCCCGCGCGGGGGCCGGGGAGAUCCGAGGGGGAACCGACCGGCCAGAAACAAACACGGGAGGACAAAAUAACCAAAAGUCACCAGUCAUUAUCAUGACGUCAUUGUUUUUCCUUUGAGGUUCCGCAAAUUCUGACCUAUUUCGUGGCUGUAUCUAAUAAAGCGGAACUCGCACCGCAGUGUUACGCAACAAGCGUCCACGCGCGACCGGGCGAAAGGAAGAUCCUUUUGAAAUGAUCGAUUUUCUCUAGUGGUAGAAAAGUAGGGAAUUGCCUGAGUUGAAAUGCGAUGAGAAGAAAGGCAGAAUUGUACGAGAGUAAAGUCUGAUUUUGUGCAUGAAUAGCUGUCAUUUCUACGGAAAUGUUACGGAAAUAAAUACAAAUCAUAAAUAAAGGGGUCAUUUUAAGAUGAAAGUUAAAAUUUGACAUUAAUUUGUACUUUUAUGACAAUCCAGCUGUUGUUAAAUAAAAUAGUCGCAGUUUUAUAUAAAUUGUCAUAUUUUUAAGAUAAUGAAAGUCCUAAUUUUACGAGAAUAAAAUCGUAUUUUGUGCAAAAAUAGUUAUCAUUUUACAAAAAUGAAGCUGUAAUUUUACAAGAGUAAAAUCGUAAUUUGACAUGAAUAGUUGUAAACUGUACGAGAAUAAAGUCUUCCUUUGACAAAAUAGUUGUAGUUGAACAAAAAUGAAUCCAUAAUUUUACAUGAGCAAAAUUGUAAUUUUAACGAAAAUGAAAGAAUGAUGCCGUAAUUUCUCAAAAAUUUGAUGAAAAUAUAGCCCUGAUUUUGUUAAAACAGUCGUACUUUUACGAAAGUAAAGCGGUAGCUCUUCACGGAUAAAAUUGUAAUUUAAUAUCAAUUCGGUAAAACUAAAAUCAUGAAUACAUAAUUUUGUCAUUUGACAAGAGUGAAGUCAGUUUUACGUGAAAAUAAAGCCAUAAUUAAGCUGUAAAUAAAUAAUUAAGCCGUAAAUUAAUAAUUUUGUCAUUAAAAUAGUAAAUAAAUAAUUUUGUCAUUUUACAAGAGUAAAGUCAGUUUUACAUGAAAAUAAACCCGUAAUUUUACAAAAACGAUUUGGAAUUUUAUGAAAAUAAAGCCUUUAAUUUUACAAUAAUAAAGUCAGAAUUUGACAAUGUCUGAAUUUUAGAAACAUAAUGUCACUAUUGAGGAUAAAGUUGUCAUUCUAUACAAAUAUAAACAAUUACAACAGUUGCAACUGUGAGAAUAAAGUAGGAAUAUUACGACAUUUGUGGAUAAUCUGACAUUUGCACGUUAAAAUGACAAUUUUUAUUUUUGCGAUAUUUGUUGGAAAAAGUACGACAAUUUUUUUUCUCGUAACAUUAUGACUUUUUGUCGCCCUAUUCCGACUUUACGCCAAUGUUUCAGAAGAGCACGGUUGGUUUGGGAAAUCAUGUAAAAAAACAUUUUUUAAAAAAAACUGCUAUUAAUGAUAAUAACGAUGUUACCGUGACUUUUUCCCCGAAGCUUCUUUCUUCGUGUUGUCUGAUCUUAGUUGUCGUGUCUUGUGCAUGACGUCGAGGAUGAGUAUUUUUGGGGGAGGUGUUGUUUUGCUCUCGUCUCGUGCAUGUCGGUGGCCCCUCGCAUUUAGCGCGGAAUUAACGGUAGGGGUGGGCGGGUUAGGAAAAUGUCUCACACCACUGGGACUUUGUGCAACGUCAUUUUGCUGGAGUGUUUCCCCCUCCCUAUAGCCUCGGUUUGGAAAUACUGUGAAACUCAAUGUGUUUUAAACAGCCUGAAUGUAUUCCGUGAUGAUUUGGAAUCAGUAAUUGUUGUUAUUUUUAUUUUUUUUCCCCUCCCUCCGUCCCUCCCUCUGCUGGCCAGAGUAAAAAUUGCAGUAUUUUAAAAAAUGGAAAUUGGAGAUUAUGAGAAGUGAUGCUGUUCAAAUGUUCAAUUUUUAGGCAAAAAAGAAAAAAAUCGUUUUUCUUCAUUUUAUGGCCAAAAAAGAAAUAGUGGAACCUCUAAAGUCCAACACAGGACGAUGUUCGGAUUAGAUUUUUAAUCCCCCACCCCCCUCAUUUUUAAACUGUCGCCACCGUAAAAGCUAUAGUAACUUUAUAUUCUUAACUGCAAUAAAAGCGUAAUAAUACUUACUUUGGUUAACAAUUUUGGAUACGAUUUAUUUUAUUGUACGACUGUUGACUGUCAGUCGAGACAUGGUGGAAUCUUAAUAGUAACGUUUUAACAUUUUUAAGUGUCACAUACAGGUGUGGGAAAAAAAAUUGAAAGUUUUUGGCCAAACUCUUGCAGACAAUGGUGGUUCCAAAGUGUUAUUUAUUUACUUUUUUUUAAUUAUUAUCUGAAGGUAUGACCAUUCAGUGCUGGCUGAGAUGUGACUGAACCUUUUUUUUUUUUUUUUUUUUUUUGUUUUUGUAACAAUUAAAGUUCUUAACCAUCAUCCAAGCGUGAAAAGAACUUGGGACUUUUAAAGGGUUAUUUUUCCGUACAAUUUUCGUCACAAUUUUUAUAUAUAUAUAUUUUUUUUUAUUUGAAGGUACGACCAUUUGCUGUUAGCCGAGAGCAUGACAGAAUAUUCUUGGUAACAUUUUAACAUUCUUAACUAUCAUCCACGCAUAAAAGAAAAAGUUGCAAAUUUUAAGGCAUAUUGUAGCUUACGAUCGUUAUUUAUUUAUUUACAUUUUUUUAAAAUCUGAAGGAACAACCAUUCAGUGUUCGACGACACGUGGCAGAAUCUUUUUAGUAACAUUUUAACAUUCUUAAAUGUCAUACAAGAGUGAAAAUAAGUCCCAAAUUUUGUGGCAAAUUUUGCAGUCCAUUUUAGUUAUUUUUUUUAAAUUUUUUUAUUUUUUUUGGAAGAUGCGACCAUCGAGUCGUAGCCGAGACACGACUGAAUCUUUUUAGUAACAUUUUAACAUUCUUAAUCCGGUAUAUGUGCAUACCACGUAAAAGCACUUCCGCCUCGCUCGGGCGAAUGGGGAAGGGGACCGUUUCAAAGUACCUGUAGCAAGUUUGAACGUCUACAAUGUCGUUUUUUCAACACAAGAUGUCAUCACAGAGCCCUCAAAGAUGACAAAAGACAUGUAUCAUAUCAUAAUUGUAUAAAGAAAACAAAGUUUUGGCAAGUUUGGAUUCAAACCUUAAUGUAAUCAAUCCUAGUUAUGAUCGUUAGCAUAGCAUACACAGGAAGUCAGCUAUCCCCUGUACCGCCUUGGUCACGUGACGUUCCGCAUAUAGCAGAUUGUCAUACAAGCGUGAAAAUAAGUCGCAACUUUUUUCGGCAAAUUUUUGCGGUCAAUUUUAGUUACGAUAUACAUUUCCAUUUGAAGGUCUGACCGUUCCGUGUUAGCUGAGACGGAAUCUUUUUCGUAACGUUUGAACAUUCUCAACUGUCAUACUUCGGGAACGCCGAAGCUUUGCGGGACUCGCAGUAGGAGGCGUCGUUUACCCAAACGGUAGCGUUGGACUUUCGAGGUUCUUGGCAGCGCGCAGUGGAAUACUCAAAGAGGCCAAUCCUCGUGUGUACGUCACUUUUUGUCCGUCACAUUCCGAGUGUUGUGCUCGCUGCUCAAUGUCGCGUGUGCGUGCGUGCGUGUGGUGGUUUUAUUACUUGAAUAUGUGUUUUCUACAUGUGAUCCUCAGGUUGUCUGUGUUUGCUGUUUUUUUUGUUGUUGUUGUUUUUGUUUUGCCCCCACCCACUGUCACCCCCCUUUCCUGUGCAUAUAGAACUUUUUAAACGUUCUCAACGGUCACCCAAGUGUAAAACAAAUGCUAACCCCGGUUACAACGGUUGAGCGUGAUCUCGCUGACGAGCCACAGUGUGGCCAAAUGUAUAAAGUUGGAACUUUACGAAACUAAAGGCAUAAUAUUAAGAAAAUAAAGCCGUAAUUUUUCAAGAAGAGUCAAUCAUUUUAUGAGACUAAAGCCGUCAUUUUACCAACAUAAAGCCAUAAAUUUAGGAGAAUUGUCACCAUUUUACAGGAAUAAAAAUGUAAUUUUACAUAAAUAUAGUCAUACUUUUAGAAUAUACUCAGCAUUUUACAAUAAAGUUGUCAUUUAACGACAAAAAAGUCAUAAUUCUACAGUAACAGUUGUACUCGUCUAAGCAUAAAUCCGUCAUUUUGCAAAAAAGUUAAUUGAACAAAAUUAAAUUUGUAAUUUUAUCAUAAAUUUAUGAUAUGAAAUAUAAAGUUGGAACUUUACGAAACUGUCAUUUUUAUGAAAAUAGAAAUUUUUCAAGCGUAGUUGGCAUUAUAGGAGCAUAAAACCUUAACUUUACUAUUAUCUAGUCGUACUUGAAUGAGAUUAAAACCACCACAUUACGAUAAAGUUGUCAUUUAAUCAGAAUAAAGUUGUAAUUUUACCAAAAUAAACUGAAUAAUUUUAACAGAUUAAAAUAUCAAUGUCAUGAGAAUAGUCAUGAUUUUUCAGUAGGUUGCAAUGUUCUGAGAAUAAAGAAAUUGGUUACCACCUGAACAAAACUAAAAUUGAAAUUUUGCAAUAGUCAGAAUUUCAGAAAAUACAAGUUGGAACUUUAUGAAAAUAGUCAUAAUUGUACUAAAUUAGUCAUCAUUUUAUAGAAAUAAAUCCAGAAUUGUUUUAUCAAUUUGAAAAUAAUUUUAAGAAAAUUAAGUCCUUAUUUUACGUUAACGUAGUAAUUUUAUGAGAAUAAAGACAUUUUACAUUAAUGAAGUUGUCAUUUAUUGAUAAUAAAGUUGUAGUUUUACAUGAAUGCAGUCGUGUGUAAUUGAACGGAAAUAAAAUCUUCAUUUUACAGUAUUUAUAAUUGCAUGAAAUUUGAAGUUGGAACUUUACCAAAGUAGUCGUCAUUUCUAUCAGAAUAAAACCACAAUAAUACAAGAAUAAAGUCAUAAUUUGACAAGAAUGUCUUUUUUUUUUUUUUUGGUCAAAAGUAAAGUUGGCUAUUAGCUUCCUUUGCACACAACUGAGAUUGGGAACUUGCACGCAUUUUGUGUCAAAAGUGAUGAAACAUAAAGUCAUAUUUAAUGGAGCAAAAACAAACACGCCUUGACUUUUUACAAAAGCUUUACAAAUUUGAAUGUUUGUAUUUUCUAAAGCGCCACUGCCAUCCAGCAGCAUCUCAUCAAAGAGCGUUUUUGUUUAUUUUGAGCAGGGGUGGGCAAAAUUUGGGGCUCAAAAGCCCCUUUUGAUUGUUAAAACGGACGGUAAUUAAAAUAUAUUAAUUAGGAUUAACCAACCCCAAAAAUUCAAUAACAUUUUUUAAAAGUUAAAUAUAAUAUGUAAUUAAUAAGAAAAAUAUAUUAACCAACCCCAAAAAUUCAACAUUUAAAAAAAGUUAAAUGUAAUAUGUAAUUAAUAAGAAAAAAUAAUAAAUACAUUUGAAUUAAUGUCUUUUAUGAGGGGGAAUGGCUAAUUAAUGCCACAAAUAUUACGUGGGCCAUACUUUGCUAAUCCCUGAUUCAGACCAUCUGUCUUGUUUUUUUUCUGCGCUGCUGAAAAAAAUUAAAUUUAUACUUUUUAAUAUCCCACUUUUUUUAGGGGAAAAAAACGUAAGUUAAGACAACAAAUAUUACAUGCACCAUACUUUGCCCACCUGAUUUAGAUGCCUUUUUUUUAUGAGCUGCUGAAAUAAAUAGUUGAAAAUAAUAAUUUCGGGGCCACCAAAUAUUUUGAAUCAUGCAAAGAAUAUACAUUGUACUGUUUUUGUAAUAUUUGUAAAAUGACAUAGUGGUGGGUGUGUGACUGGUUACCAUUGCUUGAAUCUGUACUUUGUUCCAAUAAAUUGUUUACAUGA
Phyllopteryx taeniolatus (common seadragon) is the source of this 9011-nucleotide messenger RNA. RefSeq names its product transportin 1 (gene tnpo1). Gene Ontology annotation, molecular function: nuclear import signal receptor activity; small GTPase binding. The record is from RefSeq and is a predicted model, not a curated record. The transcript has 24 exons. Bases 291 to 2990 code for a protein of 899 amino acids. Gene Ontology annotation, biological process: protein import into nucleus. Gene Ontology annotation, cellular component: nucleus; cytoplasm. Lineage: Eukaryota; Metazoa; Chordata; Actinopteri; Syngnathiformes; Syngnathidae.